Molecule: messenger RNA, 1319 nt
Organism: Brassicogethes aeneus
Lineage: Eukaryota; Metazoa; Arthropoda; Insecta; Coleoptera; Nitidulidae
Source: the annotation of a GenBank genome assembly
UUGUUGGUUUAAUAUGCUUGAGCAAAUAUUACCAGUUGAUAUUUUAAAAAAUCUGAAGUGUUCAUUAUGUGGUGGUUACUUGUGUUUUAUACCGUUGGCAAUAGACAAUAACGAAAAAGUUGUAUGUGGAAAAUGUUAUAAAACGUUGAUAAAAGAAGAACAAGGUUUUUAUAUUCGACAAAGGGCUUUGGAAAGUGUUCUGGGGCAAUAUACAUUCCCGUGUAGAUAUCAGAAAGACGGCUGCAAGCACGUGUUCAAGUUUAAUGACGAUGACGGUCAUGAAGAAAGCUGCAGUUUUAAAUAUAACCUCAUUAAUAAUUUAGACACUACAAUAAAUGGCGCAAAACUCACAAACCCAAAAGAAUAUUCCUGCGACUCUAACGAGAUCGAGACAAAGCUCAAAUAUAAUUUAAGAGACUCAAAUACUUUGGCUUACGCCCUUAGCAUCAAAGGCAAAAACGGAAAUACUAUCGUGAUCCUGGAUAAAGAUAAAAAACUUAAAAAAGAAAAUCUGUGCAUUACUUUAAGAGGACUCGCUUCAACAGGCACCGAUCCCAGCAUCCUUAAAAGCGAAAUUGAUAUACACCAGAUGGAAAAUCUAUACGAAACGCUAAAACCCAGUAAAUGUCACACAUGCAACACCAUUGUAGCAAGUGAGGAUAUACAUUAUUGUCUUUAUGGACACAGUGCCUGCAACCGAUGCAAGGGAAAUAUGUGCAUUUUGUGUAUAAAACAGUUAAAUGGUAAAUUGACAAAAUUUUGUCCGUUAUGUGAGCAAGUAGAGCCUUUUGAUGGCGUAAAUACUCACGAAUGCGAAUGCAGAAACAUGAAGUGUCCCAUAAGUGAAUGCCCAGCGAAAAUUAAACUUAACAAUCUCCAACAACACGUUGUUAAUAUGCAUUUAAACGUUUAUGUAGAAUCUGCAGAAGUAUCAAAAGAAUUCUUCUUUAAAGACUCUGAAUGGUUUAUGAAUUAUAAUGGAGAUAUUUUUAAGUGUAACUACUAUUUCUACAAUUUUUUCGUGGACAUUUUUAUUACGUUUACGGGGAAUUCCAAAUUAGCUGGUUUCUAUAAAUACGAAGUUUGUGUAAUGCAUGGUGAUAAGGUUGUAAAGCAAAAAUUAAGAACAUGUGCAAAUUGGAAUAAUAGCACAUUACAUGAAGGUAUAACUUUUAAUGCAGAAGAAGUUUUUAAAGAUAAUAAAAAAAGUUUUACUGCUAAUGUAAAAAUUUUAAAAUAAAUUAUUUUUUUAAAUGUAAAAUUUUUUAAAUUUGAAAAUGUUUUUUUAGUAAUAAAAAAUAUUUCAAUGCUACAAAAUA